GAUCUCUGUACUGCGGUCUUUCCACCUCCUCUCAGGGAGCCAACAACACCUGGAGAGUGAAAUCAAACCGGCUGCUCGGGGUCGAGAGACCGAGUUGUUGGCCGCUGCGCCUUUAAGGCUGCAUGUGGUCUACAUCUCGCUGCUCCCAUGGCAGGCUGUGUAGGUGCACGCUUUCAAAGUUUGACUGGGGAAUAAGGGGGUAACACCGGAGACACGGCAGCAGCAGCGGCAGCAGCAACCCCGCCGGGAAACCGACACAAGGAAACCGUCUUCUUCCGCAGCUCGCCUGGGAGUGUCCGACUCCGGCGAUAAGAACAAUGAGAGAGAUGGCUGAGCGCAUUUUUUGAUUUAUAAAUGGGAAACGCAAGAAGGUUAAUGUAGCACAGUGUUUGCUGAAAGAAGGGACACCCCGGCUGCAGCCCACCUCCCCCUCAGCCAUGCCGCUUGUAUUCCGCACGCUGCUGUUCGGCUUUGUAACGCUGCUGGUUGUGGUUUUGAUAAUUGAUGAUAUUGCAGAAGUGGAGAAAGAAACUGCAAAUACUGGACAUUCAAAGAAGAUGAACUUUCAUCGGCUCAUCCCUAAACCGCACAGAAAGGCUGCAGCGCACGUGGAUUCGACUGCUUUGGCACGAUCGAGCAAAGACGUGAAUCAUCUCAGUCCGAGCUACAACACCGUCAAGCUCUCGUCAAACGACUGGACCUUCAACAAGACGCUCUCCAACCUCAUCAGAAAGAAUAUUCUGCGGUUUCUCGAUCCAGAGAGGGACAUCUCUAUUCUGAAGGGCACACUGAAGCCGGGAGAUAUCAUCCACUAUGUGUUUGAUCGCCACAGCACCACCAACAUCUCAGAGAAUCUCUACCGCCUUUUGCCAACGAUAUCCCCCAUGAAGAACCAACAUCACAGGCGCUGCGCCAUAGUGGGGAACUCUGGGAUUCUGCUAAACAGCAGCUGCGGACCCGACAUCGACUCUCACGACUUUGUUAUCAGGUGUAACCUGGCACCAGUGGAGGAGUACUCUCGGGACGUAGGCUGGCGGACAAACUUGGUGACCAUGAACCCUUCGGUGGUGCAGCGGGCCUUCCAGGACCUGGUCAGUGAAGAGUGGAGGGACCGCUUCCUGCAGCGGCUUCAAAGCCUCAGCGGCAGCGUGCUGUGGAUCCCGGCCUUCAUGGCCAAGGGGGGAGAGGAGCGCGUGGAGUGGGCCCUUCGUCUCAUCCUGUUACACACUGUGGACGUUCGCACCGCCUUCCCCUCGCUGCGCCUUCUCCACGCUGUCAGAGGGUAUUGGCUAACCAACAACGUCCACAUAAAGCGUCCGACCACUGGGCUCCUGAUGUACACGAUGGCCACUCGGUUCUGUGAAGAGAUCCAUCUUUACGGCUUCUGGCCCUUCCCACUCGACCCGCAGGGCAAACCGGUCAAAUACCACUACUACGACGCUCUGAAGUACGAGUACACGUCCAGCUCCAGCCCUCACACCAUGCCUUUGGAGUUCAGGACCCUCAGCGCGUUGCACAGACAGGGGGCGCUCCAGCUCCACACUGGGACCUGUGAGUCAGAGAGGAGACCACAGAAGGAGCUGCGGAGCAAAUAGCUCAAAGGAUCUCCGUGGAAAACACUUUGAGCGGACUCCGUACAAACUGUUUUCUCGUAACCGUACUUUUAUGAAAUUUGAAUUAACUUAUUUUCAUUCGUGGAAUGAAUUUUUUUCUAUUUCAAGCUCUUUUAGUGACUUCUUUCACUGGUGUGUUUUAACUUUAAUGAGAUUUCUAUGGCAGCCUUUAAAAUAAUGAGAGCCUUUUCUACCAGUGUCCAUGGAGAUACUGUCAUCCGUUAGCCCCUUAUUUUUCUUAAACAGACCGCUUUUAAAAGGGCAUCACGUUUUCCAGUAUGGUUAUAAAUUAAGCAAUCAGAACAUAUUUUUAGAUGCCAUUUAUUAAUGAUGAACAGGGCUCCAUUGCAGGUGUGUUGUAACUUACCCAGCAUGUCAGCGUCACGAGGAGCUGCUGAAUUAUUGGCUCCUGUGAGACACUUUUUGGGCCACAAGAUGGAAGCACUUAAUAAUCAGGGAGAUCAAUGACGACAGAGAAAUUGUUGGUCAACUGUUUAAUAUGAUGUUGAACUUGUGAUGACAAAACUUUCCUCUGAUAGAGAACAUUUUGUGCUUUUGUAGCUUCCUAUAAAGUCGCUGGUGUAAAACAGGUUAUUCAUAAGCAAAGAAUUCCCAAAGUCAAGUCAAGCAGAGCUGCCAGGUGAUAACGUUGGAGAUAUACCCUGAGAGCCGAAUGGAGACACGUUGCAUUGUAUCGAGCUUCUGUGAGCAUAACGAAGGAGUGUACCAGCUGUUCACAUAAGAAUGUUUGCACAGACGUAGGCGGCGGUAAACUCACUCUGUGAACUUCUCUCAACGAACACCAGCCUUGUUUCUGCACCGCAAAUGUUGGUAGUGAGAACUUAGCUUUUUUUUUUUUUUUUUUUUAAAUGAAUGUAUUGGUGAUAUUCUUACAAAUGCUGUAAGAAAUGAACCUCAUAAUGUGCUUUAAAUAAAUGAAUAGUUAAAGUUAGCAGCAGUGCAAUAACACUGAGGAGUACAAACUGAUAACGUGUAUGCCUUUAUCCAUUUAAAAUGAUGUAUGAAUUGUACUUGUGUAGAGGGUUUGGGUUAGUAUUUCAACCAAUAUAGGUUGAUAUAGAUAUUUGUGGAUUUUGAUUGAAGUUGCCAGUAUUUUAUGCCUGUAGUAAUAAUAAUCAAUAAAUUAGACCAUUGGACCAUU
Molecule: messenger RNA, 2775 nt
Organism: Anarrhichthys ocellatus (wolf-eel)
Lineage: Eukaryota; Metazoa; Chordata; Actinopteri; Perciformes; Anarhichadidae
Gene: st8sia2
Product: ST8 alpha-N-acetyl-neuraminide alpha-2,8-sialyltransferase 2
Exons: 6
Coding region: 438-1595 (385 amino acids)
Biological process (GO): N-glycan processing; oligosaccharide metabolic process
Molecular function (GO): alpha-N-acetylneuraminate alpha-2,8-sialyltransferase activity
Source: RefSeq, a predicted model, not a curated record